AUGCCAGUCGACCUAUCAUUGUACCUAGUCACAGACUCAACACCAGCUAUCCUCAAGGGUCGUGACUUGUGCACUGUUGUGGAGGAAGCCCUCAAGGGAGGUGUCACCAUCGUGCAAUACCGGGACAAAACCAGCGAUACUGGUGUUCUCAUUGCCACGGCCAGCAAACUUCAUCAAGUCACCCAAAAGUAUGGCGUGCCACUUCUGAUCAACGACCGAGUGGAUAUUGCCCUCGCUGUCGGUGCAGAGGGUGUGCAUCUGGGUCAAGAUGAUAUGGUGUUUGAAGCAGCCAAGAAGCUUUUGCCCAAGGGUUCUAUUAUUGGAAUUAGUACCUCCACGGUGGAAGAGGCUAAGAAGGCUAUUGCCGAUGGAGCUGACUAUUUGGGUAUCGGAGCGAUGUUCGCCACUCCGACCAAGACAAACACCAAGUCAUUCCUCGGUCCGGCAGGAACACAGGCACUCUUGAGUGCGAUCAGCGAUUCAUCAGUUGGAACCGUCUCCAUCGGCGGUAUCAACCACUCCAACGUGCAGCGUGUGCUCUACCAGUCCAAAUCUCCCGCUAAGGGACUGGAUGGAGUCGCCAUCGUCAGUGCAAUCAUCGGUGCCGAGGACCCCAAGGCAUCAGCAGAGAAGUUCUCCAAUCUGAUCAAGAAUACCCCCCUGUUUGCCUUGUCUCCUCAGCCUUCCCGGGAAAAUGAGGUCGAGGCCCUGCUGCAAGACGUGCCAGCUAUCGUGCGCAAGAUGACUGAAGCACACCCGCUGGUGCACAAUAUGAUCAACUUUGUCGUGGCUAACUUUGUCGCCAAUGUUGCUCUCUCAAUUGGUGCAUCGCCUAUCAUGGCUCCUUAUGGUGACGAAGCCAAGGACCUGUGCAAGCUCGACGGUGCCCUGCUAAUUAACAUGGGCACAUUGACCAGCGAGAGUGUCUCGAACUAUCAGAAGGCCGUGCAAGCCUACAAUGAACGUGGCAACCCCGUGAUCUACGACCCGGUCGGCGCCGCUGCUACCGAGAUCCGUCGCAACGCCGUCUCGACCCUGAUGGCUGGUGGAUACUUUGAUCUGGUCAAGGGAAACGAGGGUGAAAUUCGACAGGUUUGGGGAAGUAGUGCGGUGCAGCAACGCGGUGUCGAUAGUGGACCUAGCACGUUGGAUGGUCAACAGAAGGCUAAGCUCGCGCGCGACUUGGCCCGACGAGAGCGUAACGUGGUCCUGUUGACUGGUGCCGUCGACUAUCUCAGCGACGGUGAGCGCGUCAUUGCUGUGGAGAACGGCCACCCAUAUCUUGGCCAAGUCACAGGCACUGGCUGUGCUGUUGGCUCUAUUUCAGGCUGCUUCCUGGCCGCUCAUCGCUCGGACAGGCUCCUCGCCGUCCUAUCGGGUCUCUUGAUGUACGAGAUCGCUUCCGAGAACGCUGCUGCCAAGGAUUACGUCCGCGGUCCGGGGAGCUUUGUGCCUGCUUUCCUGGAUGAGCUGUACGCAAUUCGGAUGGCUGCGGCGAAGGGUGAUGAUGGCUGGUUUGUGGGUCGUGCUAAGGUGCACGAGGUGAAGCUGUAG
Penicillium daleae is the source of this 1554-nucleotide messenger RNA. RefSeq names its product bifunctional hydroxyethylthiazole kinase/thiamine-phosphate diphosphorylase. The record is from RefSeq and is a predicted model, not a curated record. Gene Ontology annotation, cellular component: cytoplasm. The transcript has 7 exons. Gene Ontology annotation, biological process: thiamine biosynthetic process. Gene Ontology annotation, molecular function: magnesium ion binding; ATP binding; hydroxyethylthiazole kinase activity. Bases 1 to 1554 code for a protein of 517 amino acids. NCBI's taxonomy places the organism in Eukaryota, Fungi, Ascomycota, Eurotiomycetes, Eurotiales, Aspergillaceae.